UGGAGCCGAACUCGUUUUUGCAGAAGAAAUUAACAACGUUGAUAAAUGAUCUAACUUUUAAGCGCUCAGAGGCAGUAGAGAUUCCGUAGAAAUAAGGUACUGGUAACAUAGUCGCAGUCAUGAUUUCUGAACGUAGAGGUCGUGAGAUUCUGAGUUACAUAGAAAAAAACUUCACUGUUUUGAUGUCUAUAGCGGUUGGAACAGCACAUUUUCCACAGUACAGCCGUGGCUCUCUUGUUUUUGUGUCCAUCUCAUUUAUUGUGCUGAUGAUCAUUUCUUUGGCUUGGCUGAUCUUCUAUUUCAUCCAAAAGUUCAGAUAUGCAAACCUACGUGGGCGGAACCAGCGUCAAUUGGGUGACGUUGCCAGAAAAGCUACCAGCAAACUAACCACCAGAACCGUUAAAAAGGGUGAUAAGGAAACUGACCCAGAGUUUGACCACUGUGCAGUCUGCAUAGAGGGAUACAAAUCUAAAGAUGUGGUCAGGAUUCUGCCAUGCAAGCAUGUCUUCCAUAAACAUUGUGUUGAUCCCUGGUUGAAUGAACAUUAUACUUGCCCCAUCUGCAAACAAAACAUCCUGAAAGCCCUUGGAUUGCUGUUAGGGCCAGAUGUACGCUGUGCAGAGAAUUCAGCACUUGAUAUGGAGAGAUCAGUCAGAGAAUCACCCUCCAAUCAGAGAUCCAUGCCUAUUGAUGUGACGAGUAAUGGUUCCAUCAGUCUCGAACCACUCCGUUUUCUGGGAAGUUCACCGUUGAGCCAGGAAGAAGAAGCCAUGCCACGAUCCAGAGAAAUGAACGUCACUGUAACCAAAUGGCUUAUUAUCGCAAGUUUUGGUGUGCUUAGCGCUCUCACUCUCUUCUACAUGAUAAUCAAAGCAACCACAGGCACAGCAGAAGAUGAAUAUGAAAAUGAGACAAUACAGUGGUGAAAGAUUGGAAAUGAAAGAAGAUAAUUGAACAGGCCUCUAUGCUGUUGAAUCCAACCCUGCUGUAGCAACAGACCAUUUGGAAAUGCCUUCCUUUUCACUAGAGUUUUGCUAAAGCAAAAUCUAUUUUUUAUAUGUUAUUUUUUCACAUGCAUCAAUGAACGCUUUGUAAGAAAUAUCUUUCAAAUAAAAAAAGGAACCACA
Messenger RNA from Rhincodon typus (whale shark), 1127 nucleotides. RefSeq names its product ring finger protein 130 (gene rnf130). NCBI's taxonomy places the organism in Eukaryota, Metazoa, Chordata, Chondrichthyes, Orectolobiformes, Rhincodontidae. Bases 120 to 926 code for a protein of 268 amino acids. The record is from RefSeq and is a predicted model, not a curated record. The transcript is spliced from 9 exons.